Messenger RNA from Labeo rohita (rohu), 3587 nucleotides. RefSeq names its product dpy-19-like 1, like (H. sapiens) (gene dpy19l1l). Lineage: Eukaryota; Metazoa; Chordata; Actinopteri; Cypriniformes; Cyprinidae. Gene Ontology annotation, molecular function: mannosyltransferase activity. The transcript is spliced from 22 exons. The record is from RefSeq and is a predicted model, not a curated record. Gene Ontology annotation, cellular component: nuclear inner membrane. Bases 144 to 2336 code for a protein of 730 amino acids.
UUCAUUCAACAGAUCAGUGAAGUCCCACAGCACUCAAACUGUGCAAGACCACAGAUGUGAGGCGUCAGGAAGAGUGAAACAGCUGGUUUUAUCACCUGUCUACGCUGCUGUCGCUUCUUUGUUCCAGACAUAAAUAUGAAAACAUGGUAGUCAAAACCAGAAAAUCAAAUGCCAAGGACCAGAGCAGCGAGAAGGACAGGAGUCAAUCCGUGUCGGGAAAAAGCAAGCGUGCGAAAGAUGGGAAGGGCUCGGCUUUCCAGAGUAAAAACGGACUUUUUGCAGGGUUCAUUAGAAGCAAAUUAGGUUUGAGCCCGUCCGCUUUUGCACGAGGAAUAUCAGUGUUGGUUCUCGCUCUUAUUGUGGGAUUUUUACACUGGUAUCAUCUUUCACAUCUAUUUGAAAAUGACAGACACUUUUCCCACAUGUCCUCUUUGGAAAAAGAGAUGGCCUUUCGAACAGAGAUGGGACUGUAUUACUCAUACUUCAAGACCAUCAUUGAGGCUCCUUCUUUCAUGGACGGUCUUUAUAUGAUAAUGAACGACCGGCUUACUGAAUACCCUCUGGUGAUAAACACAUUAAAGAGGUUUAACUUGUACCCUGAGGUGGUCUUGGCCAGCUGGUACAGAGCGUACACCGGCACAAUGGAUUACUUUGGGAUCCCUACCAAGAUGUGUUGGACCAUCAACAGAGGGGAGGGUUUAGAUCCAGUGGAGAGUUGUGAAGGUCUGGGGGAUCCUGCAUACUUUUAUGUCACCUUUGUGUUCCUGUUAAAUGGGGCAAUGAUGAGCCUCUUCUUCAUUUAUGGAACAUAUCUGAGUGGCAGUCGACUGGGUGGUACUGUUACAGUUCUGUGUUUCUUCUUUAAUCAUGGAGAGAGUACUCGGGUCAUGUGGACGCCACCUCUGAGAGAGAGCUUCUCCUACCCCUUCCUGGUUCUGCAGAUGCUUCUGCUCACCUACAUCAUCCGGACAAGGAACCCAAGCAAGAAUACCAUGAUGGCUUUGGGAAUCUCCAAUAUUUUCUUCAUGCUGCCGUGGCAGUUUGCACAGUUUGUCCUACUUACCCAGGUGGCAUCCCUUUUUGCUUCAUACAUCCUGGGAUAUCUGAGUCCGGCAAAAAUGCAGUCCGUCUUAGUGACACACAUGAUCUCCUUGGCCGUCUGUUUUCUUCUAAUGUUCGGGAACUCGAUGCUGCUGACAUCCUUUUACGCCUCUUCACUGAUCUCCAUCUGGGGGGUAAUUGCACUCAGGGACCGUCUGGUUGGUAUUUUCAAACCUGGACUCUUCGCAUGGGUCAUGCAGUGCCUUGCAUGGGUGGUCUCCACUGUCAUUCUGAAGUUCAUGCUCUCAGUGAUCUUUGGGGCAUCAGAUGAUGCCCACAUCAGCAGCCUGAUCAAAUCCAAGUUCACAAGCUACAAAGACUUUGACACGAUGAUGUACACGUGUGCCGCUGAGUUUGACUUCAUCGAAACAGAGACUCUCAUCCGGUACAUCAAAACCAUGCUGCUUCCAAUUAACAUCCUGAUCGUGGGUUUUAUUGCUGGAAGGACUAUACAGGACAUUAUUGCGUUGCUCAGACAUGAGAAGACGGAAAAGCCAGAGGAUGAUGAAAUGCAGCAGACCCAGAUGUUGGCGAAGGGAGUGAUGGUGUAUCACAGUCUGCAGCUGGUGGCGUUUGCAGUGCUGGCUGUGCUCAUCAUGAGACUGAAGCUCUUCCUCACUCCUCACAUGUGCAUCAUGUCCUGUUUGAUCUGCUCCAGACAGCUGUUCGGCUGGGUAGGAGAGAAGGUUAAACUCCAGUUGACAGUCGUGGGAAUAUUGUCCAUCAUGGCAGUCCAAGGAUUCACGAACCUGCAGAGUCAAUGGGACAUCAUAGGAGAAUUCAGCAACUUCCCUCAGGAAGAGCUCCUGGAGUGGAUCAAGGACAACACAAGCCCUAAUGCUGUGUUUGCUGGUGCAAUGCCUACCAUGGCAAGUGUAAAACUGUCCACAGGAAGAGCCAUUGUGAAUCACCCACACUACGAAGACGCAGGAUUGAGAGAAAGAACAAAGAUGGUGUACGCCAUGUACAGCCGAAAGCCAGCUGAGGUAGUGAAGCGAAACUUAAUAAAGCUGCAGGUGGACUAUUUCAUCUUAGAGGACUCGUGGUGCACCAGACGCUCCAAGCCUGGUUGCAGCAUGCCUGAGAUCUGGGAUGUGGAGGAUGGCCAAAAUGCAGGAAAAGUGCCACUUUGCACUCUCAUGUGGAGGGAUUCUCGUCCUCACUUUUCCAUUGUCUUUCACAACAACAUUUACAAAGUCUUGCGAGUUUCCAAAACAGUGCGAGAAAUGAGAUAACAGCAGUUUUUCCCCUCACCUUACUGUUUUCCCAUCUUUGAUAUGUGUACACAGCAAUGAUUAUUUUUGUAAAGGUCAGAUGUGUUUUUCUCAAGCCCUGCUUCUGCCACUUUGGUGUCCGUUUUGUUUUGAUAAGCUAUAAGAGAUGUUUAAACCGUGGUGAGAGAGUCAGUAUUAAAUCACCUCUUUUCUCUUGAAGGGAUAGUUCACCCAAAAAUGAAAUUUGCUGAAAAUGUACUCGCCCUCAGGCGAUACAAGAUGUAGACGAGUUUGUUUCUUCAUCAGAACAGAUUUGUCUAAACAGACUCUAAUUCUGACGGCACCCGUUCACUGCAUAGGAUGUAAUGCUAAAUUUCUCCAAACCUGUUCUGAUAAAGAAACAAACUCAUCUACAUCUUUAAGCAAAUUGUCAUUUUUUUUAUUUAACUUUUCCUUUAACCAUCUGCUCUCAUGCUUGUUGAAAUGUCUUUUGUUAGGAUGACUGUGAUUUUUGCCGUCGAAGUUGCUGCUGUUUGCCGGUUGCAUAUGGUCCAGACAAUUGUUUACUUACAGUCAUUUCACUUUUUGUGCAUAAAAUAUUUUAUAUAGUCAGUCUCUUUUACGGUUUUCAACCUGUGAAGUGUCGUAAAACACUUUUUGUGUGUAGUUUUAACAUUUUCAUUUAUUUUGGGCAGAUGCUCUUACCAAAGUGACCUACAAAAACGUUAUAUAUAUAGUUUGAAGGAGGGUUAUGAUAGUGUUAUUUUUUUAAAUCUGCAAACUCAAUUUUCUUAGUCAACGGUUGUAAAUAAACUGCUUGUUACUGUUUUUGUUUGUGGAAAUCAUGGUCAGUGUUAUGUAUUAGAACAGCUGUCUUAAGAAAGUAUUGUUUUUGUUUGAUAUUUGUAUUAAAUAUGGAUCAUGUUUCUGUACUGAGGUUUAUCAGUGAUAGUGUUGUACUCAUUUCACCAAGUCAGGAAAUAGACAAGACAACAGACAAGUUUUUGUCCUGAUUCCUUUCCUGAUAUCAUGUAGUAAUAAUAAUAGUCCUUCAAAAACCGAAGGACUGUAAUCACUGCCGUGGUAUUAUUAAAAAUAUCGAUUUGUAGCAUGAGUUCUGUUGUAAUUCAGAAGUGUCCUUUACAUUUCAUUUGAUGUGCAUGUGAAGUGUUAAAGAACUCAACUUUUUUCUUGUUUCGUUUUGUCUGUUCAAUCAAAAUGUGAGGUACUGAACAUUUUUUAUGUCAACAAAUAAAUGUUUUCUUAUUUGAA